GCCUAAAAUCUCAAGACACAAGCUCGUGGAGGCGCGGGAAGCAGGCAAAGCCCUCGCGAGGCGCUCAUGGCGGCCGCCGGGCAGCCCCUCGCCUGCGGCGAGCCGCCGAGCUCGGUCAUCGCCGCGACUCGCCUCCGCGCCCUCGUGCAGCACGUCCGUCGCCAGAGCCACAAAACACGACUUCGCUCCUGCCCUCUUAAAACCCCCCGGGGGCACCGCGCGGCCCCGGGGCUGCCCUCGGGGCCUUUCCCAUGACAUAGAGAGGCCCUCCCCCGAAUUUGGCGUGCAGGGGCAGCCCCGCCCCCGAGGCGCGCAUGUCCGAUAUCGGGAGGCUUCUCCGGAAAGUGGAGAAAGCCGGGAACGCGCCCCCGAUGCGCUCGCCCGGCCCACACACUCUUAUAUGAACCCCCGCGCCCCGGAACACUGUUCAACAUUUGAAUUCCGCCGCAGGAGGACCUCUAUCGGCCUCGGCCCGACUACCUCGAGGCGGUCCAGCGCGACGGCAUGAGCCCGCAGUGGCGGCCCAAGAUCAUGGCCUGGUUCGAUCAAUUGGGCGACUCGUUCCAGCUCAAGGCCGAGACGCUGGCCAUGGCCACGAACUACUUAGAUAGAUACUUGUCGCGGCGGUCCUGCGGCAACGUGUCCUUCCAGCUCGCGUCGAUCGCGUCCAUCUUCCUCGCGUCGAAGAUCGAGGAAACGAGACCGUUCCGCACGUCGGACUUCGUGACGCUGAGCGACGGCCUCUUCACGGCCUCGGACCUGCGGCUCAUGGAGCUCGAGCUCCUCUGCACGCUCAAGUGGCACCUGAACCCCCCGACCGUCCACGCGGCCGCGCACCUCCUCGCCGGACUCUUAGAAGACAUCCCCGAGGCGGCGGGCCCGUGCGUCGACCACGAGGAGGUCGCGGACCGCGCCUGCGCCUACGCCGACAAGGUGCGCGCCGACGCCGCCUUCCUCGAGUACCCGCCGUCCAUGGUCGCCGUCGCGACGGUCAUCUGCGCUUUGAAGGCCACGGACGCGCCCAUCGACGUCGUCCAGGCCUGGAUGGCGCGCGUCGAGCAGGUCCGCCUCCCCUACGCCGACGCGCCCGACGCUUCCGCGAGAGUCAUGAAGUGCGGUUUGAGGAUUCUCGAGCUCAACGGCUUGGGCGACGAGCUGCGGGACGUCGACGCGUGCGCGGCCGACGCCGAGGUCGAGGCGGCCAUGCAGUCCGAGUUCACGGAGGCCUCCGACGCGUCGUCCUCAUUGGAUGACCUCUCGGACCGCAAUUCGCCGUCCAGUGUCAUGGAGAUCGACUCGGCCAACUGGCAGGGCCCGGACCUCCGCGCGGGCGCGCACUUCUUCCCCAAGAAUGGUAGCGCCUACUGAACAUCGCCGCGGGACUCCCUCUCGACGAAACGAGGAGAGCCUAACCCCGCGCCCCACUCUUUUUCCACAUCGCGCUCCGGUCUACGCGUCCGCCCCAGGGCGCGUUCAAGCCGUACGCCACAAGGCGGCGACUCGACUGCGCAGCAGCCUAGCUUUUAGAAUUCCCCGCCCCCGUGCAUAAAUUAGUAAACAUCGAACCUAGGACCGGUUGGCGAUGUCCCUGGUGAUCUACCCUGGCGCGUGCCGCGUUUUUUAUGAGCUCCGAUUGCUAGUGUCUUACUGGCCGCUAGCAUUAGGCAGAGCACCGCACUUUUUGUGGCUCAUUGCAAGCUCUACAGGGGCCCAUAAGGCUAGCCAGGCACAGAGCAGCACUUCUCAAAUAGUGCGUUCACCAGCAGAAGCAAGACUUGCACGACUUUGCUUGCAUUCAGUGCACAACAACCCCAUCAGAUUCUGCUUGUGCAAUGCCUCGACACAUGCUCAUCGCGACUCUCUUGACGGCGCAUGUAUGCACAUCGCUGCGUCAGCUACCGCGACAACACGCCCUCCAACGCCGCGCCAUUGCCGCGCCGUCGCUGGCAUUCCUCGCGGCGGUCGCGGCUCCCGCGGCGACAGCGCUCCCUCCGCCGGAAGGCUGUAAAUGGAUAGGGGAAGGUACGAAUCGGCGCCGCAUCACGCUAUCGACGCGACUUUCAUCGCUCUCAACGCACGCAGGCGAAUACCCCGGCCGCAAGUCGGGCCAGGACGUCAAGCUCAUCAACGCGAACUUGGACUGCAACGAGAACUUCGUGAAGGGCUUCGGCGUGUCCGAAUUCAUCGUCACGCCGGCCAUCCUCGGGCUAGCGGCAGUCCUAGCAAAUAUAAACAAAGAGGAAUAGUCUAUGUAC
Messenger RNA from Pelagomonas calceolata, 2255 nucleotides. Lineage: Eukaryota; Pelagophyceae; Pelagomonadales; Pelagomonadaceae. The record is from the annotation of a GenBank genome assembly.